AACCAGCGCUGAAAGGUCUCCGUGUUCAUGUUACUAUAAGGAGCUCCGAGAUGUUUUGGACAACACAUGGUUUCAUUUGACCGCUUCAUGACCGCCUGGGUUAUACUGUAUCUGUCAUAGCCAGGCUAUCGUUAGUGUGUUCCGUCGAAGACGCGCAUCGGGAGACCAAGCCUCCUUUCACUUGUUGUAGGCCGCUUUUCUCACAAGUGGAUAAACGCAUCACCAUUUCCUCCAAACGAUGCGUAAAAGUAGCCUAAACCCAAGACAUCUGGAACUUGACACAGCAGUGUUACUGGACUGAGUGUGAUACAUAGACCAGAUUGUAUACCAUGCGAGGCACUGGACAAAAUCACCACUUUCUCCGGAGAUAGCAACGCUGUUAUUUCUUACACUCCUGGAACGUCUGGACGAGGACGCCGCGGCGGUGUGAGAGAGAAAACCAUGCUGCUGCCGGGCAACGGAACGGGCUACGUCUGGACCGAGUUAUUAAACACCGGUAACCUGACGGCGUGUGCCGGUGAAGAAGACCACGGUGGUCCGGAGGCGGUGAUUGUUCCGGUGAUUUUUGGAUGUAUAUUUUUCCUGGGUGUCGUCGGGAACUCUCUAGUGAUGAUAGUAAUAGGGAAAAUCAAGGCCCGGCGCAACAGAAGUACGACAAACAUUUUCAUCCUCAAUUUAAGUAUAGCGGAUCUAUUGUUUUUGCUAUUUUGUGUCCCGUUCCAGGCUACUAUAUACUCCCUACCUGAGUGGAUAUUUGGAGCCUUUUUAUGUAAAUGUGUUCACUAUUUAGUGAUGGUGUGUAUGCUGGUGAGCAUCUUCACGCUUGUUGCCAUGUCAGUGGACAGGUACAUAGCUGUUGUACACUCCAAAAAGUCCCCCUGCAUUCGCAACAGGAGGAAUGCCCUCAUAGGGGUCUGUGUGAUUUGGGCACUAUCGUUCAUAUUCUCUAUACCAGUGGCGCAACACCAGAUACUUACUGACCACCCCGAAGCGCCGAACAGUUCGUUCUGCUGGGAAGCGUGGUACGCAAGCGCUUCCAAACACACCUACAAAGUCACAAUUUUAGUCAUUGGCUAUCUGUUACCGUUGGGCUUGAUCAUAUGCUGCUAUGCGAAGGUGUUAUUCCAUCUCCACAAGAAGAUGAAGAAUAUGUCCAAGAAAUCAGAACGCUCAAAAAGAAAGACAGCCCAGACGGUCCUCCUGGUGGUCGCAGCCUUCCUGACCUGUUGGAUGCCUCAUCACAUCAUCGCCAUGUGGGUGGAGUUUGGAGUGUUCCCGCUCAACGACGCCUCCUUCGCGUUACGGAUCAUCUCCCACUGCCUGGCGUACGGGAACUCCUGCAUCAACCCCAUCCUGUACGCCUUUCUGUCAGAGAACUUCCGGAAGGCCUGUCGCCAGGUGUUCACCUGUCGGUUCCUCUACCCUCCACCCCCACAGGAGAAGGUGGUGCGCAUCCGAAUGGAGAACUUCUCAACUACACACUCUAUUACCACUAAUAUCUGACACCACACACUCUAUUACCACUAAUAUCUGACACCACACAUUCUAUUACCACUAAUAUCUGACACCACACACUCUAUUACCACUAAUAUCUGACACCACACAUUCUAUUACCACUAAUAUCUGACACCACACAUUCUAUUACCACUAAUAUCUGUCACCACACAUUCUAUUACCACUAAUAUCUGACACCACACAUUCUAUUACCACUAAUAUCUGACACCACACACUCGAUUACCACUCUAAUCUGACACCACACAUUCUACUACCACUAAUAUCUGACUCCACACAUUCUAUUACCACUAAUAUCUGACUCCACACAUUCUAUUACCACUAAUAUCUGACACCACACCACACACUCUAUUACCACUAAUAUCUGACACCACACACUCUAUUACAACUCAAAUCUGACACCACACAUUCUAUUACCACUAACAUCUGACACCACACAUUCUAUUCCCACUAACAUCUGUCACCACACAUUCUAUUCCCACUAAAAUCUGACACCACACCACACACUCUAUUACCACUCAUAUCUGACACCACACUCUCUAUUACCACUAAAUCUGACACCACACCACACACUCUAUUACCACUAAUAUCUGACACCACACAUUCUAUUACCACUAAAAUCUGACACCAUUCACUCUAGCACCACUAAUAUCUGACACCAUGCACUCUAUUACCACUAAUAUCUGACACCACGCACUCUAUUACCACGAAUAUCUGACACCACACUCUCUAUUACCACUAAAUCUGACACCACACCACACACUAUUACCACUCAUAUCUGACACCACACAUUCUAUUACCACUCAAAUCUGACACCAUGCACUCUAUUACCACUAAUAUCUGACAACAUGCACUCUAUUACCACUAAUAUCUGACACCACGCACUCUAUUACCACUCAUAUCUGACACCACACAUUCUAUUACCACUAAAAUCUGACACCACACACUCUAUUACCACUCAAAUCUGACACCACACAUUCUAUUACCACUAACAUCUGACACCACACAUUCUAUUCCCACUAAUAUCUGACACCACACCACACACUCUAUUACCACUAAUAUCUGACACCACACUCUCUAUUACCACUAAAUCUGACACCACACCACACACUCUAUUACCACUCAUAUCUGACACCACACAUUCUAUUACCACUCAAAUCUGACACCAUGCACUCUAUUACCACUAAUAUCUGACACCACGCACUCUAUUACCACAAAUAUCUGACACCACUCCACACACCCUAUUACCAUUAUAUCUGACACCACACACUCUAUUACCUCUAAUAUCUGCCACCACACAUUAUAUUACCACUCAAAUCUGACACCACACAUUAUAUUACCACUAACAUCUGACACCACACCACAAAACUGGGACAAGACUGGGACUGGAAGAAGACUGGGACAAGACUGGGGCUGGAACAAGACUGGGACUGGGACAAGACUGGGACAAGACUGGGAUAAGACUAGGGCUGGGCCAAGACUGGGACUGGGACUGGGACAAGACUGGGGCUGGGCCAAGACUGGGACUGGAACAAGACUGGGACAAGACUGGGGCUGGGCCAAGACUGGGACAAGACUGGGACUGGGACAAGACUGAGACAAGACUGAUACUGGGACAAGACUGGGACAAGACUGGGGCUGGGCCAAGACUGGGACUGGGAAAAAACUGGGACUGGGACAAGACUGGGACUGGGACAAGACUGGGGCUGGAACAAGACUGGGACAAGACUGGGACU
Oncorhynchus kisutch (coho salmon) is the source of this 3248-nucleotide messenger RNA. RefSeq names its product galanin receptor type 1-like. Bases 442 to 1503 code for a protein of 353 amino acids. The transcript has 3 exons. Gene Ontology annotation, molecular function: G protein-coupled receptor activity. Lineage: Eukaryota; Metazoa; Chordata; Actinopteri; Salmoniformes; Salmonidae. Gene Ontology annotation, cellular component: plasma membrane. Gene Ontology annotation, biological process: G protein-coupled receptor signaling pathway. The record is from RefSeq and is a predicted model, not a curated record.